Messenger RNA from Plodia interpunctella (Indianmeal moth), 2139 nucleotides. RefSeq names its product putative odorant receptor 85d. Gene Ontology annotation, molecular function: odorant binding; olfactory receptor activity. NCBI's taxonomy places the organism in Eukaryota, Metazoa, Arthropoda, Insecta, Lepidoptera, Pyralidae. Gene Ontology annotation, cellular component: plasma membrane. The transcript is spliced from 4 exons. Gene Ontology annotation, biological process: detection of chemical stimulus involved in sensory perception of smell; sensory perception of smell. The coding region runs from base 48 to 1190 and encodes 380 amino acids. The record is from RefSeq and is a predicted model, not a curated record.
UUUUCAUUCCUUUAUCUAUCGACCUACUGAGCACAAGAGUCAGAAAAAUGUUUAGCAAGAUCAAACAGAGGUUGUGUUUAAUAAAAAAAUGUCUCACUGAAAAUACUUGCGAAAAUCUAUUAAAAAUUGUGAUGACAGUGCCCAAUUUAGCUGGGUUUUCAAUUUUAAAGGAUAAAGUGGCGGUACCAUUCUGGAUUAUCCACAUCAGUCUGCUCACGUACGUGUACGGGGUAGGAAGCAUCGUAUUCCAAACAGUGGAUGCCCAGAACGUUGGCGAUCUUGUUCAAAACUUCGUCAGUGUGUCCAUUCUCUUCUUCACCGGUAACAUUAGCUACUGGUUUCUGAGAAAGAGGCCGCUUCUAAAAGAGUUGGUACGGAAGGUGCGCGAGGCCGACCAAAUGGCGAGAACAGCGGAAUUCUUGUUGGAAAAGCACGAACGUGCCUUGGGCAUGAUCAAAAUCAUAAUUUUGACGUUUUAUUUCCUCAACUGUUCGAAUGCUUUAUUUGUUUAUAUUCCUGCCAGGAUCGAUGUCAGCAGUCAAUAUAGCAUGCGACCUUGUGUUGGAAUGCCAUUAAAUACAAGCAUUGGUCGUCAUAUCUGUCAAACUAUUCUACUGGCACAAGAGCUUAGUAUCAUGACAGUCGUGCUCAAUUUCCAAGCUCUUCUAGUGCUUCUGGUAGCUCACACCGCUACCAUGUACCAGAUGAUGGCUGAAGAAAUGAUCAGUCUGGCAAGUACUGAGGUUAUUGACUCCAAGCAACGUCUACCUUUCAUGAUCAAGCGCCACGUUCUCCUUCUAAGCAUCGUCGACAACUUGAAAACGCUUUACAGUGUUCCAAUCGGGAUUAACUUCUUUGGCAACGCAAUUUGCAUUUGUUUCUUCUUCUAUCUACCGAUAAAUUCUUGGCUGCCUUUUAUGCCAAUCUUGGUUUAUUGUUUCGUUGUGUUUUUUUUAUAUAAUGUUCUCGGACAAAGGUUGAUAAAUGCUACGGAAGUGUUCGAGAGAGGAAUUUACGCGUGUGGGUGGGAAAGUUUUGAGUUGAAAGAGAGAAGGGCAGUGUACGUGAUGCUGCGUCAGGCGCAGAAGCCCGUGGAACUGCUGGCUGCUGAUAUAGUGCCCGUGAACAUCUACACUUUCGCUACUACGCUGCAGGGCAUGUUCAAAUUCGUUACUGUCGUCAAAUUUUAACUUACGAGAUUGAUCUUGAUUACUUUGAUCAUUCAAUUAUUAUUUGGACUACCACAAAGUAGAAUUUAAUUAAAUAUGUUGCAAAAAAAAAUGUAGUGCAUAGAAUCAGUUAUAUAAUUAUUACUGCGUAUAAUAUAAAACAAAGUAGCCCACUGCGUCUGUCUGUUUUUAAGCUUUUUUCUUUUAAAUCACGCAACGGAUUUUGAUGAAAUUUUCACUGAUAUUUAGACAUUUUUUUCCCAAAGAUUUAUAGAAUCAUGCUUAGUUGAACCGGGUUAUUAACUAAUAAAUACCUAUAACUGUUUAACAAUUAAUUAGCUUUCAUGUAUUUUAGUAGUGUUAUUUUAGUAACUUUCAGAAUCUAAGUGGAAUGAGAGUUAAUUUCGUAUAUCAAGCUGAUAUUAAAAAUUUAGGUAUCGAUAGUUCACGAUAAGCACUAUAGUUUUGCUGAAAGCAUAGAUUUACGCGUUUAGAAAGGAUCUCCCCUUGUUAUAACUUCUUUCUUGUUAGAUUGAAAUAAAAAAUUGUUUUCUACUUGUUUUUUUUUCUUAUUAGAUAGUAGAUCUUCUCACGUGAAUGUGAUUAGGUACAUCUUUAGCAAUAAUCUGAAUUUAGUGCCUGAAGGUCUUUUUAGAAUGUUACCAGCAAUUUGUGUGACUGCCGUGCAUCUAAAAGAAUAAAAAAAGAAAAUGUAAUAACACAGCCAUUAGUGACUGCAACAUGUAAAAUUGUCCGAUUCCAUUCAUUUUCCGACAUUGAGACGGCUGACCUUAACACAAAAACUGACCAUAAUUAUGAAAUAGCGCAAGAAGUCUGCAAAUUGUUAGGAGACGUUUCCAAAUGACCUGUAACAGUGUAGUUUCUCUUUGCACUGUCAAAUAUGUUGCGUAUUGAUGUAGUUCAAUCGACAUGAACCUGUACAUUAUUAUGUACUUGCAGAUAAAAUUAU